AUGGACACCUUUCGUUGCAUCAUCAUUCGCUUGGAGACGUGGCAAUUCAACAUUGGAAACGACAGGGUUCUAUCGGAGAUGGUCUAUGAGAUUGGACGCCGGGAACAGGCGUCGCUCCUGCGGCAACUCGUCGCCGGCCCUCGCGCCCGGCAUCCCGAGGCUGGACUCGACCUCUGCUAUGUGACGGACAACAUUAUCGCCACGUCGGGCCCCAGCGGCACAUAUCCCCAGCGCGCCUACCGCAACCCGCUCGACUCGCUCGUCAAGUUCCUCGACUCCAAGCAUGGCGACGACUGGGCCAUCUGGGAGUUCCGCGCCGAAGGGACGGGCUACCCUGACUCGGAGGUGUACAACCGUGUAUACCACUAUCCCUUCCCCGACCACCACCCCCCGCCCUUUGCCCUCAUCCCGAACAUCAUGGCGAGCAUGCGCAACUGGCUGCACGCAAAGAAGGGCCGAGUCGUCGUCGUCCACUGCAAGGCCGGCAAGGGCCGCUCUGGCACCGCCAGCUGCAGCUAUCUCAUCAGCGAGGAGGGCUGGCCUGUCCAAAAGGCCCUCGACCGCUUCACGGAGCGGCGCAUGCGCCCCAACAUGGGCAAGGGCGUCAGCAUCCCCAGCCAGCUGCGCUGGAUAGACUACGUCGACCGCUGGACCAAGCACGGCAAGAUGUACGUCGAGCGCCAGGUCGAGGUGCUCGAGGUGCACUGCUGGGGGCUCCGGGACGGCGUCAAGAUCCAAAUAGAGGGCUUUGUCGACGACGGCAAGCUCAUCAAGAACUUUCACACGUUUACGCGCGACGAGCGCGAGAUUGUCCGCGGCGAGGUCAAGACGACGGGCAUGGCGCAGGCCGUGCAGGAAGUUAUGUACAAGAAUGGCUUCGGCCCGUCCAAGAACAGUGAAGCCUCCAAGAACGGGAGCACGUCUUCUCUGGAGCAGAACGGCGAAGGCGCCCCUGUGGAGCGAAACGUAUCGCGCGAGAGCCUUCCCAUGGGCACCGGCGACGUCGUCUUCCGCCCGUCCAAGCGCGUCGUGCUGGCCACCAACGACAUUAACAUUGACGUUGAGCGGCGCAACAAGGCCGCCUUUGAUCUGACCAUGGUCACGGCUGUCGCACACGUGUGGUUCAAUACCUACUUUGAAGGCAACGGCCCCGAGCAAAACGGCAAUGCUGACGACUCGGGCAUGUUUGAAAUUGCAUGGGAUGCCAUGGACGGCAUCAAGGGCUCGUCGCGCAAGGGCACGCAGGCUUUUGAGCGGAUAGCCGUCGUGUGGCGUGCACUAUCGGCCGACGAGGGCCGGCCUGGCGUAGUGAUCAAAGAGCCAAAGGAAGGCGAGCCGGUCAAGCAGGCACAGCCCGCAGACUGGAGAGGCGCCCAUGGCGUGGAGCCGUCCGAAGGCAAAGACCUUGGAGUCCGCACUGCCAGCCCGACGAAUGCUGAAUCGGACAUUAGCCGUGCAAACAGCAUCCGAAGCGAGAACAAGAAGAAGCCAGUGACUGUCAAGAUGCCGGGCAAGAGAGACAGCGAAGACAGCGAUACCAAGGAUGUACGGCCGCUUGGGCCGAAUGGCGAGGAGGUUGUGGCAGAGCCGAAAGACAGUUCAGACGGCGGCCAAGUGGACGGGAGCGGGCCGGCAGCAGCAAGGUCUGACAACACGCUACCGGGUGCCGUGACAGGGACUAGCGCUCCAGCGAGCGAUUCGGAAUCUCAACACCAGAGUGUCGGGUCGCCUGCCACUGGGGUCAAUGGCGGGGUAGCAGGUGAAGCCGACUACCACAUGUCUGGCGCAGCCGCUACGGGCGAUCUUCCCGAUGGCAGGCCGGAGAGCGAGAUGAAGGAUGCCAAAGAGCACGGACUGGGCCAUUUGCACUUUGGCAAGAAGAAGACGAGCUCGUGAAGGCCGAGAUUGCCCCUGCAACGGUAGCCAUGAUGGGCGUUUGCCAGCAGGGCUGUAUGUAUGCUCGGCUUCGGGCCAUGUGGGGGGGGGGGGCGUUAUCUGGAGAAGCUGCAUGGCGGCUUGGGGGAACUUGUGGUUGGCGUCUGGCCAGCGUAUCACACACAGGCGUAGGCAGUGUGUCGCGUACAUGGUGCAUGGGGUGUGUGUAUAUGUGUGUGUGCGAGUGCAUGCGUCCAUGUGGCGUUGGACAAGGCGAUUGUGUUGCCACAGGCCCGUUGUCGUCGGUGAGUUGCAAGACUGGUUCUCGUUGUUAGAUAUACCACUUUUGUUGUGUUUCGGCCUGGCGUGACAGCAGCAGCGGGCAGGUUGUCUUUUCUUUUCUUCUUUCUUUUUUUGCACUGACGGCCUGUUUUCUGCCGUCACAGGUUAGGGUCUAUAAAUAUGCAUGGCUACUGGCACGGGUGCAAAGUGAGGCGGAC
Molecule: messenger RNA, 2375 nt
Organism: Exserohilum turcica Et28A
Lineage: Eukaryota; Fungi; Ascomycota; Dothideomycetes; Pleosporales; Pleosporaceae
Exons: 3
Coding region: 1-1896 (631 amino acids)
Biological process (GO): negative regulation of cell population proliferation; phosphatidylinositol dephosphorylation; cell motility
Cellular component (GO): nucleus; cytosol; plasma membrane
Molecular function (GO): phosphatidylinositol-3,4,5-trisphosphate 3-phosphatase activity; protein tyrosine/serine/threonine phosphatase activity; protein tyrosine phosphatase activity
Source: RefSeq, a predicted model, not a curated record